UAGUGCUGCAGUGAGGCGGCGAGAGCUCCACUUGCAGUCUGGUCUCUGGCAGCGUUAAGCGUGCGAGUGAGCGAGAAAGCGAGAGAGAGAGAGCGAGAGAGGGAGCGAGCGCUCGCUACUCCUAUACUAACAGGGAGCUGUCCAUCACCUGAACCUCCUGAAAAUGAUCCUCAACCUGCUCUGUUUCCUGGGAUUGCUCAUAUGCGGCAGUCAAGCACUUCAAGUGACGAUUACACUGAACAAAGUGGAACUGAGCGUUGGGGAGUCAAAAUUCUUCACAUGCACAGCCAUCGGAGACGCCGUCAGUAUAGACUGGUAUAGUCCCCAAGGAGACAUGAUUGUCUCAUCACCGCGUGUGGUGGUGCAGAAUGAAGGAAUCCGCUCCCGACUCACCAUUUACAACGCCAACGUGGACGACGCCGGGAUAUAUCGGUGCCAAGUCACGGAUGCCAAAGGACAGACCCAGGAAGCCACCGUGGUGGUGGAGGUUUACCAGAAGCUCACAUUUCAGAAUGUCAAGUCACCCCAGGAGUUCCGCCAGGGAGACAAUGCAGAGGUCGUCUGCAACGUGACAAGUUCCCCGGUGCCCAUCGUCACCUGGUUGUACAACAGCAUGGAUAUCAACAUGAUGGGAGAAAGUCGCUAUGCAGUCCUUGCAAAUAAUAAUCUGCAGAUACUAAAUGUGGGCAAAACUGAUGAAGGAGUUUAUCGAUGUGAGGCCAGAGUGGAAGCCAGAGGGGAGAUCGACUUCAGAGACAUCGCUGUGAUUGUCAAUGUGCCUCCAAUUCUGUCCGUGGCUCAGAGGUCCUUCAAUGCGACAGCAGAGCGGCAGGAGACGGUGACGUUCGUUUGCAGGGCCACAGGUUACCCUGAACCUGCCAUCACCUGGUACAGGAAUGGCAGACUUAUUGAAGAGUCAGACCAGUAUCUGAUGAGAGAGAGGAGUACCGAGCUCACUGUCCGAAAUAUCAAGAAAGAUGAUGGAGGCUCCUAUUUCUGCAAGGCCACAAAUAAAGCUGGAGUGGACCAAAGCGAGCUGCUUCUGAAGGUGUUUGUUCAACCUCAUAUAACCGUUUUGAACAAUGAGACGGCAGUGGAAGGAAGCCAGGCCAAAAUCUCCUGCAUGGCAGAAGGGGACCCCAUUCCAGAGAUAUCGUGGAGGAGAGCGAGUGACGGACAGACGUUUUCAGUGGGUGAAAAGAGUCCCGAUAGUCGAAUCGAGGUACAAGGACACAGCGGGAAAUCCACGCUGAUCAUCUCGAGGGUGAUGCUUGCUGACUGGGGGCGAUACGACUGCGAGGCUGUCAGCAGUAUUGGCGGACACCAGAAGAGCAUAUUUCUGGAAGUUGAAUAUGCCCCCAAGUUCCAGUCCAAUCACACGCUGUACUACUCCUGGGAAGGAAAUCCCGUGAACAUGAGCUGUGACGUCAUCUCCAAUCCCCCAGCCACCAUCCAAUGGCAGCGAGACAAAAUGAAUUUACUGACGGAGUACAACAUGAGGAUUUACAACACCACUGGCCGGGCUCUCCUGGAAGUAACCCCAUUUUCGGAUAAGGAUUUUGAUAAAUACAGCUGUACAGCAAGAAACAGGAUAGGGAUGAGAUCCUUGGAAUUUACCUUGGCACUGGCUGAUGUGCCCUCCAACCCCUACGCUGUAAGGUUAAGCUCAGUACUCCAGACGGUAGCAGUGGUCUCCUUCACCAAACCUGACUCGCAUGGCGGGGUCCCUAUCAGUCACUACCAGGUUGAUUUCAAGGAGAGCACUGUAGACGACUGGAAAGCUGUGCGCUCCCAUGGCAUUCAAACAAUGGUUUCUUUAAGUAACUUGGAGCCAAACACGACGUAUGACGUGAGAGUUGCAGCUGUCAAUGGCAAAGGGCGUGGAGAAUACAGCAAAACAGAACACUUCCAGACCCUCCCAGUUCGAGAACCCAGCCCACCAUCAGUACAUGGCCAGACAUUAACGGGCAAGUCGUUCAGACUCAGCAUUAUUAAGCAAGAUGAUGGAGGAGCACCAAUACUGGAGUAUAUCAUCAAAUACAAAAGUAGAGACAAAGAAGACCAAUGGGUACUACAAAGCAUUCAUGGCUCUAAGGAUCACAUCACACUGCAUCAGCUGCAGUGGAACACGGACUACGACGUGGAGAUAACAGCCGUGAAUAAGCUGGGCCCAUCUGAACCGACCAUGUAUCAGUUUACUAUGCCACAAAAGCCCGAUAUUACUGACACCUUGUUUAGCAGCCUGGGUCUUGGAGCCACUGUGGGGCUGGGCGUCGCAGCACUUCUCCUCAUCCUCGUAGCUGUGGAUGUCAGCUGUUUCUUCCUGAAGCAAUGUGGCCUUUUGAUGUGCAUAACGAGAAGAAUCUGCGGAAAGAAGACGGCUACAAGCGGGAAAAGCAAAGACUUGGAAGAAGGGAAAGCCGCUUAUCUGAAGGAUGGGUCGAAGGAGCCCAUUGUUGAGAUGCGGCCGGAAGAGGAGAGAAUAACUAACCCUGACGAUGGGAGCCCCGUAAAUGAACCGAAUGAGACCACUCCACUUACGGAGCCUGAGAAGCUGCCGCUGAAAGAGGAAAACGGAAAAGAGGUCUUGAAGCCAGAAUCCAUUGAGGUCAAGGUUCAUAGUGACAACAGCAUCCAGACAAAGGAAGACAACUGCAAAGCAUAAUGGAAAAUCCACAGUAAUACCAGAACAUUCAUAGCAAGCUACCCCGUGACCAAAACCAAGAGUGGGAAAGAGAGAAAAGAAAAAAAAAUUCUAAAUUAUACAAGACGUGAACUCGGAAAUAGGGCAACUAAGCCAAUGUGUAAAUAUAUAUGGAGAAAGACCACUAAGUAUAAUUUUAUGUUAAUAGCUAAUCCUGUGGAGAUGCUUCAGGUCUGCAGUGGCAGCUGUACAGAAAAGGUUUUUAAGCCCUGACCGUCUGCUUUUGUAUUUUUACUUCUUCUUUACGACACACAAGCAUACUGACUCCCAGUUGAUUCAGAAGGUGGUCUGCUCGAGCUACAUAUUCCCAGCCGUAUUUCAUAGCUCCCUUUUAAAAACCAGUACACCCAUUGCAUUUUAAUUAGUGAUUGAAAGGCUCAUCUUUUUUAUUUUUUGGAAAGUGUGAGAAGACACUUGAUUUUCCUGUUUUUAAGUUUUACUGUGUGCCCAUGGCUUUAAAAAAAAAUGGAGAUAAGCAAAAAUGGGACUCAUCCACUUCCCGAUUCGUUUGGAAACGUGAAUGUUGGAAAGGUGUAUGGUUGUAAAAUUUUGGCUUAGUGGUACUAUUUAUUUUCAGUGUGCAAUGGGGCAGCGUGCAUUCACUUUCUCACGCAUGACGCCUCCUUGAUGUUUGGUUGAGUGUCACCUGCACCUUUACAUUAGGGGUAUAAACCUUACGAAACAGAUUCAUUUCCACUUGUCCAAUAUUUCACUCAAUUUGUCUAUUUCGGGUAGUGGCAUUGAACUGAUCCGUGUUACACUAUGCCAGCGUUACCUGGAGCUGGCAGCAGCAGCAGCAGCAUCCCCAACAGAUCUUGCAGAACAGUGAUGCGUAUGACGAGCUGUACGCCAUACAGGCCCAGCGUUUCUUCACGGCAUUACUUGACAAGGCACGCAAGUGGUGUCGCAAUUAUAUGGUUUACACGUGUCACAUUGUUGGUAGGGGGAAACUCUUCAUUUUUAAGAGACGCAACGUGAAAUCUACAGGAAUCUUGUUUCAGUCGAAAAAAAGCGCUUGGCUUUCCGAAAAUGGCACUUUUGCUUUGCCAAGGAAUGCUUUGGAAGAGAUCCAGCAAUACAAAUCUAUGGAUACCCCAGCAAGCCCCCCUUUGAGGGGGGGGGACAAAAAAAAAAAAAAAAAGAACUGCAUGACUGUCCUACUUUGUUUGUUGGUUGUACUGCAUUGCAUUUCUGUGACGAAUGACCCUUUUACACAGUACAAAAUGGGGGCACUUUACUAAUCAUCUAACAUUGUAGUACCACGUUUGUGUCCACCCUAGUGUGACGAAAUGUCAUUUAAAUAAAAAAAAAGUUCUUCAAAAGUGAAAAUGUGUGCCUAAAUGAAUAACUAAGCAACGUGUUCAGAGCUUCUCAAGGCUGACCUGAAAUUCAUUUUGUAUUGGAGCAGUUCUUCAGUUGUAUCGCACCUUUCUCUGAAAGCUUAUGUUUAAUUAAGAAAAAAAAAAUAGAAAA
Molecule: messenger RNA, 4177 nt
Organism: Erpetoichthys calabaricus (reedfish)
Lineage: Eukaryota; Metazoa; Chordata; Cladistia; Polypteriformes; Polypteridae
Product: neural cell adhesion molecule 2-like
Exons: 18
Coding region: 164-2665 (833 amino acids)
Biological process (GO): cell adhesion
Cellular component (GO): membrane
Molecular function (GO): protein binding
Source: RefSeq, a predicted model, not a curated record